Messenger RNA from Cricetulus griseus (Chinese hamster), 3200 nucleotides. The record is from RefSeq and is a predicted model, not a curated record. Lineage: Eukaryota; Metazoa; Chordata; Mammalia; Rodentia; Cricetidae.
AUCUCUAAUGGUGCUCCAGACUUUGAAGCGGCUCAUGGCAGAUGAGCUGGAGAGAUUUACCAGCAUGAGGAUUAAGAAGGAGAAGGAAAAGCCCAAUUCUGCUCACAGAAACUCUUCUGCAAUGUAUGGAGAUGACCCCACUGUGCAGCCAUUGCACGACAUUACUGAUGAACAAGUCCUCGUCUUCUUUGAGCAGAUGCUGGUGGAUAUGAACUUGAAUGAGGAGAAACAGCAGCCUUUGAGAGAGAAGGACAUUGUCAUCAAGAGGGAGAUGGUGUCCCAGUAUUUGCACACUUCCAGUGCUGGCAUGAACCAGAAAGAGAGCUCUCGGUCUGCCAUGAUGUACAUACAGGAGCUGAGGUCAGGCUUGCGGGAUAUGCAUCUGCUUAGUUGCCUUGAGUCCCUUCGAGUCUCUCUCAACAAUAACCCUGUCAGUUGGGUGCAGACAUUUGGUGCUGAGGGCCUAGCCUCUUUAUUGGACAUCCUCAAACGACUCCAUGAUGAGAAAGAGGAAACUUCUGGAAGCUACGACAGCCGGAACCAGCAUGAGAUUAUCCGCUGCUUGAAAGCUUUCAUGAACAACAAGUUUGGAAUCAAAACCAUGUUGGAGACAGAAGAAGGAAUCCUACUGCUGGUCAGAGCCAUGGAUCCUGCUGUUCCCAAUAUGAUGAUUGAUGCAGCUAAGUUGCUGUCUGCUCUUUGUAUCCUACCACAGCCAGAGGACAUGAAUGAACGAGUUUUGGAGGCAAUGACAGAGAGAGCUGAAAUGGAUGAGGUUGAACGCUUCCAGCCACUGCUGGAUGGAUUAAAAAGUGGGACCUCAAUUGCACUCAAAGUGGGAUGCCUACAGCUGAUCAAUGCUCUCAUCACUCCCGCAGAAGAACUUGACUUCCGAGUUCACAUUCGAAGUGAACUGAUGCGUUUGGGGCUGCAUCAGGUGUUGCAGGAGCUUCGGGAGAUUGAAAAUGAUGAUAUGAGAGUACAGCUAUCUGUGUUUGAUGAACAAGCGGAGGAAGAUUUCUUUGACCUGAAGGGACGACUGGAUGAUAUCCGCAUGGAGAUGGAUGACUUUGGUGAAGUCUUCCAGAUUCUUUUAAAUACAGUGAAAGAUUCAAAGGCAGAGCCACACUUCCUGUCUAUCCUGCAGCAUCUCUUAUUGGUCCGAAAUGAUUAUGAAGCUAGGCCACAGUACUAUAAAUUGAUUGAAGAAUGUGUUUCUCAGAUAGUUCUACAUAAGAAUGGGACGGAUCCUGACUUCAAGUGCCGGCACCUCCAGAUUGAUAUUGAGGGAUUGAUUGAUCAAAUGAUUGAUAAAACAAAGGUGGAAAAAUCCGAGGCCAAAGCUACAGAGCUGGAAAAAAAGUUGGACUCUGAGUUAACAGCCCGGCAUGAGUUACAAGUAGAAAUGAAGAAGAUGGAAAAUGACUUUGAGCAGAAACUUCUGGAUCUUCAAGGAGAAAAGGAUGCAUUGGAUUCUGAGAAACAGCAGAUUGCUACACAAAAACAAGAUCUGGAAGUGGAGGUGUCCAAGCUGACGGGAGAGGUUGCCAAGCUGUCAAAAGAACUAGAAGAUGCCAAGAAGGAAAUGGCUUCUCUCUCUGCUGUGGUUGUUUCUAGCAGUGCUCUCCCCCACCUCCCCCUUUGCCUGGAGGCCCUGGCAUGGCUCCACCUCCACCUCCACCUGGAAUGGGCAUCCAUCCACCUCCCCCCUUUGGAUUUGGGGUUCCUGCAGUCCCCGUUCUGCCAUUUGGAUUAACACCUAAAAAAGUUUAUAAGCCAGAGGUGCAGCUCCGGAGGCCAAAUUGGUCCAAGUUCAUGGCUGAGGACCUUUCCCAGGACUGCUUCUGGACAAAGGUGAAGGAGGACCGCUUUGAGAACAACGAGCUUUUUGCCAAACUUACCCUUGCCUUCUCUGCCCAGACCAAGACUUCCAAAGCCAAGAAGGAUCAAGAAGGUGGAGAAGAAAAGAAAUCUGUACAAAAGAAAAAAGUAAAAGAGCUAAAAGUAUUGGACUCAAAGACAGCCCAGAAUCUCUCCAUCUUUUUGGGCUCCUUCCGAAUGCCCUAUCAAGAGAUUAAGAGUGUUAUCCUGGAGGUGAAUGAGGCUGUUCUCACGGAAUCUAUGAUCCAGAACCUCAUUAAACAGAUGCCAGAACCAGAGCAAUUAAAAAUGCUUUCUGAACUGAAGGACGAGUAUGAUGAUCUGGCUGAGUCAGAGCAGUUUGGCGUGGUGAUGGGCACAGUGCCCCGCCUUCGGCCUCGCCUCAAUGCCAUUCUCUUCAAGCUACAAUUCAGUGAGCAAGUUGAGAAUAUCAAGCCAGAGAUUGUGUCUGUCACUGCUGCGUGUGAGGAGCUGCGUAAGAGCGAGAGCUUCUCCAGCCUCCUGGAGAUCACACUGCUUGUUGGAAACUACAUGAAUGCUGGCUCCAGGAAUGCUGGUGCUUUUGGCUUUAAUAUCAGCUUCCUCUGUAAGCUCCGAGACACCAAGUCUGCAGAUCAGAAGAUGACUUUGUUGCAUUUUCUGGCUGAGUUAUGUGAGAAUGACUAUUUCUGCUGAGAACUUACAGAAGAACUUAGAUCAGAUGAAGAAACAGAUCGCUGACGUGGAACGUGAUGUUCAGAAUUUCCCAGCUGCCACAGACGAAAAGGACAAGUUUGUUGAGAAAAUGACUAGUUUUGUGAAAGAUGCACAAGAGCAGUAUAACAAGCUACGGAUGAUGCACUCCAACAUGGAGACUCUAUAUAAGGAGCUAGGUGACUACUUCAUCUUUGACCCUAAAAAAUUGUCUGUGGAAGAAUUCUUUAUGGAUCUGCACAACUUUAGGAAUAUGUUUUUGCAAGCAGUCAAGGAGAAUCAGAAGCGCCGGGAAACAGAAGAAAAGAUGCGGAGAGCAAAACUAGCCAAGGAGAAGGCAGAAAAGGAGCGACUGGAGAAGCAGCAGAAGCGAGAGCAGCUCAUAGACAUGAAUGCAGAGGGAGAUGAGACAGGAGUGAUGGACAGUCUUCUAGAAGCUCUGCAGUCAGGGGCAGCAUUCCGACGAAAGAGAGGGCCCCGUCAAGGUGGAUCUCCGAGUUCAAGGCCAGCCUGAUCUACAGAGCCAGUUCCAGGACAGCCAGGGCUACACAGAGAAACCCUGUCACAAACAAUAAAUAAAUAAAUUAUGAUUCCAAACCUAAUAAUAAAGCCAGAACGAUAUCCUG